Mytilinidion resinicola is the source of this 345-nucleotide messenger RNA. RefSeq lists its product as uncharacterized. Bases 1 to 345 code for a protein of 114 amino acids. The transcript has 2 exons. The record is from RefSeq and is a predicted model, not a curated record. NCBI's taxonomy places the organism in Eukaryota, Fungi, Ascomycota, Dothideomycetes, Mytilinidiales, Mytilinidiaceae.
AUGGCCACCACGCGCGCUAAGACGGGCAACGCGAAGCCGCGCGUCUUUCCCAAGAUCGAAGAGGCCGUGACGGGCAAGAAGACGACGGGGGCCGCGAGCAAGGCCAAUACGUCGAAGCCGCGCGCGAAGAAGGUGUCGACGGGGCGGGUGACGAAGCCGGCGGCCGAGAAGAAGGUGGUGAAGAAGAAGACGCCGGUCAAGGCGGCUGCGGAUAAGGUCAACGGCGCGGUGCUGAAGACUGAGGCCAAGGUUGAGGGCAAGCCCGCGAAGAAGGCCGCCGGCACCACCAAGGCCAAGUCCACCACCACGAAGAAAGCCGCCCCAAAGACCAAGGCCAAGGCCUAA